Xyrauchen texanus (razorback sucker) is the source of this 6732-nucleotide messenger RNA. RefSeq names its product caskin-1-like. The record is from RefSeq and is a predicted model, not a curated record. The coding region runs from base 422 to 4957 and encodes 1511 amino acids. Lineage: Eukaryota; Metazoa; Chordata; Actinopteri; Cypriniformes; Catostomidae. Gene Ontology annotation, molecular function: protein binding. The transcript is spliced from 22 exons.
UCAUAGCACACAUCUGCCUGGAUGUUUAAGUAAUGCAUGUCUCUCUUCCAGCUUCGGGUCAAAGAGACGACUUCCGUUGGUACGUACACAACAUCUGCUAUUUUUGUUGCAUUUGCUCGCUACUGUACGUAAAUACGCACAGUGUUUCGGUGCUGUCCCUUUAACCUGAAAACUGGACUCUGUCACGCUCGUUCGUCACAUCAAGUACGAAACAAGGCUGCGUGGACGCCGCUGGUCACUCAACUGGGCGCGAGUCUCUGUGCACUCAAGCUUACACGAUGAGAGGCGAGGGUGCGCUGGCGUUUACGGCACCGUUUAGGUCGCCUGGCCCCUUGAAGAUGCGCUGGAUGUAGAAGUAAAGCCAUGACUGCAUGCCUGAGAGAGUGUGUAUGAGUGUAGUGAGAGUGUGUGAUUGAACAGGAUGGGAAAAGAACAGGAACUCUUACAAGCGGUGAAGACGGAGGACCUGGUUACCGUCCAGCGGCUCCUGCAGAGACCGAAACAGGGCAAAGCGAAGCUCCUGGGGGCUGCUAAGAAGGUGAAUGUGAACUUCCAGGACACAGACGGGUUAUCUGCCCUGCAUCAUGCUGCUCUUAAUGGAAACGUUGAGCUCAUCACACUGUUGCUGGAGUCGCAAGCCGUUGUUGACAUCAAAGACCUGAAAGGGAUGCGGCCAUUACACUAUGCUGCUUGGCAGGGCAAGUGUGAGCCAAUGAAAAUGCUGCUUAAGUCGGGAUCAUCAGUCAACAGCCAAUCAGAUGAGGGAAAGAUCCCUUUACACCUCUCGUCACAACACGGCCAUUAUGAAGGAAGUGAGAUGCUGCUCCAACAUCAGUCAAACCCAUGCCUCAGAGACAAUGCUUGGAAAACCCCUCUAGACUUGGCCUGUGAAUUUGGACGUGUCACGGUGGUGCAGUUGCUCCUCAGCAGUAACAUGUGUUCUGCUAUGUUAGAACCAAAACCCUCUGAUCCUAAUGGCAUCAGCCCACUCCACUUAGCUGCCAAAAAUGGACAUAUCGAGAUCAUUAAGUUUCUGAUCCAGGCUGGUAUAGAUAUAAACAGACAGACUAAAUCGGGCACAGCGCUGCAUGAAGCUGCUCUCUGUGGGAAAACAGAGGCAGUGCGACUGCUGCUGGAUAGUGGUAUCAGUGCAGGGGUGAGGAACACAUUCUGUCAGACAGCACUGGACAUUGUGAAUCAGUUCACCACGACCCAAGCAAGCAAAGAAAUAAAACAGAUGCUGAGAGAUGCAUCGGCUGCCAUGCAAGUGAGGGCUCUUAAGGAUUAUUGCAACAAUUAUGACCUUACAAGCCUCAACAUUAAAGCAGGUGAUAUCAUCACGGUCUUGGAGCAGCAUUCUGAUGGCCGAUGGAAGGGCUGUAUCCAUGAAAACCAUACAGGAAAUGACCGUGUUGGGUAUUUUCCGUCCAACAUGGUAGAAGUCAUUAAAAGGGCAGGUCCCUCAACCCAACAGUAUCUUAAGAUACAGAUCCGUCAGCCAGCAAUUGGUUCAGUUGUCAUGGUGAACGGUGACUCCUCCCACAUUUUUUCUCUCCCCCUCACCCCCCCUCACCCUCCUACCCAGCCCCUUUCCCAUCAGCCCCUCUUCACCUCAUUUGGCUAUAAUAUGCCUACCUGCAGCACAUUUGGGUAUGAACCAGCCUCCUCCCGCAUAGAGGAGCCGCAAAACGAGACAGGCUCAAGAGGAUCGGUUUCCAGCCCUCUUGAUUCUCCGACCCUUAGCGGCCAGCAGAGCGGUGCUAACGAGGAGAUUUGGGUGCUGAGGAAACCUUUAGCAGCAGGGGGCAGUGUCGGCAGCAUGGGCAGCACAGGCAGUCUAAACAGUGGACGUUCUUCUACUAGCAUUCAAAGCAGUAAUGCCAAUGCUCACCUCACCAACUUACCCAUGCCUGUGCCGACCACCCUGACACACUCACCUUGUAUUAACGCACAAAGCCUCAAUGUACCGGGACUGCACGCACAGGCCGAGGGCGUGAAGCUGUUGGCUACAGUGCUGUCCCAAUCAGCCAAAGCAAAAGAACAUCUUAUGGACCAAUUACAAUCUUUAGAUCCUAUUUCAGGCUCUUCUCAGCACACUCAGAGUGAAUCUUUUGUCCCACAUCAGCAGAGGAAAAAGCCCUUUGUGGAUCCUUUGCUACAGAGGAAAGAUGAAGCUUCAGCUGAAACCAAGACCUCAGAGGCUGUUGUUGAAUGGCUCACUAGUGCUCAGCUGCAGUUCUACUCAACAAACUUUCUCACUGCUGGUUAUGACCUACAAACCAUAAGUAGAAUAACACCAGAGGACCUCACUGCAAUUGGAGUGAUAAAACCAGGGCACCGGAAGAAAAUGUUAUCAGAAAUCAGCAAAAUGAACAUCCCAGAAUGGAUCCCUCAAGAGAAACCUGCCAGUUUGGCAGAGUGGCUGUCUGCGAUUGGUCUGAAUCAAUACUACCAGACUCUGGUUCAGAACGGCUACGAUAAUAUGGACUUUAUUAGUGAUAUUACCCUGGAGGACCUAAAGGAGAUUGGAAUCACUAAACUAGGACACCUGAAAAAGUUAAUGUUAGCUGUCAGACGACUGAGUGAACUUCCACCAGAAGCAGAAAUUCUAAGCAAGGAGAGAAAAUUUGAAGAGGGCACAGACUCAAAACAAUCAUUAGCAACUAAUGUGACCUGCACAGAACCAGAUGCAAACUCUGUCCCCUCUGUCAAACUCUGUCCCCCCCGGCGUGGCUCACCCCGGCACAGCGCCCAUGGGCAUGGCAUACAAAGAGCCAAUGCCCCUCCCCCUCUGAAAAAGCCAAGCUCAAUUGACAGCCCCACCCAAACACCUCCUCAUACCCCUACAAAAGGCAGAAUCUCCUCUUCUGCUUCAAGUUCUCCUUCACACACCCCUUCCUCCCAACUGAAAACACAGAGCAGGGCCAGAGGGCCUUGCAACUCACACUCUCACGCCCGUUCCGUCCCAUUACUUUGUCUACCACCUGAAGGAGAAACCGAAAAUAGCAACGGCCGAACUUUGACACAGCCAAGGCAUGGACAGCCCAUCGAUGCUGAUCACGAGUCACCCUUGCCAGAUUCCUCUGUGAAAUACGCCACACUAGGUGGACAUAGAGUUACUCCCAGUUGCUCUGCAAAAACCACUGGCGAAAACCUUGACAUCAACAGUGUCAAUCGCAAUCAGUCCUUUGCUACAGCUCGGCCUCGUAGGAGGACUCGUCCACCAACUCCGCCCAAACGUUCCUGCUCUUCCAUAUCCACGGAUAACCUGGCUGACGAGGCUGCAGCAGAUGAUUUAGGUUCAAGUGAAAACAGGGUUAACAGUUUGCUACUCAAUGUGACAUACAGGGAGCGAAGGCGAAGCGACUGUGGCAUUGCCUCUGAAAAAACCUCAUCGGGAGGCAGCGUUAGAGACAUUGCAGCCAUGCUUGAAAUGUCCAAUCUUGGGAGCAGUGGUAAAGGAAGUGGCAGUGGUUAUUUGCAGGCGAACCAAAGUUCAGAUGAGGUCAAUCGUCGCUGUACAAUCAGUGGACCAGUAUCAGGAUUUUCUGAAGAUGCUGAGAUUCCACCGCAUCAUGGGACAGCACCUUGUGAAACGCCCUCAAUUAUACAGGCCCCUGAGCCACGGCCACGUUCCAUGAUCAGUCAUCUCAAUGGGGGCAUUACUUCUCUGCCGCAGGUGGAGUGGUCCCGGAUGGAUGCCACAGCAACUUUGAGAAGACCACGGCCAUCACAUCACUCUGACAGUGAAAAUUUUAACCUGACAGAAAGCGGUACGAUAAAGCGAAGGCCCAAAGCAUUAGCUCCACCGCAGAGUAAUGGAACAGAUGGAGGUGGGACAGAGAAUGCUCGGAGAAGGCCUGUCUCAGAAGCUUGUGUUGGUGAUGGUGGUAGAGAACAACCUGAUGGUUUUGGCACUUUUCCCAGACAAAUACUGAAACCCCCAGUUUCACCCAAACCAGCAAUGGCCCUUCGAAAACCAGACCCCCCAACUCCUACAAGGAGGGUUCCCUUACCAGGACCAGAAGGUCAACAUAGCCCAGUGGAGUUUAAAAAAAUCCCUCCUCCAGUAUCUCCCAAGCCAAGUCCGCCUCCCACAAUGCCUAAACCAGUAAAAAUCAAGCCGAUCCUUACCAUCGGAACUCCCAGCUCCCCUCAAGCAGAUGCGCUCAGCCCAUCCAGUGCCUCCUUCAGCCCUGCUCGAACUGAACUCCAAGUGGAGUAUCCACCACCGACUUUGAGUCCAGUUACCCCAAAACCACAAGAAGGGAACACACUUGCCCUGCGAGCAGCAACUUCUCCAGCCCAGAGCCCUCAGACGCCCCAGACCCCACAAACACCCUCUACGCCAGGGUCAGGUUCAGCUCCAGUGAAGCCCCCAAGAUCAUCCAUGGCUGGUCUUUCAGUGGACAUCCCGGGUCCUCUUGAAUUCGAGCUUCCUGGAGUGGAGGUUGUGCAAAAGAGACUGAAAGAAGUAGAGAAGCAGAGAGAGGAAGAGGAAAUGAGGAAUCAAGACAAGAUGGACAAGAAGGGUCUGAUUCAGGUGGAUCCAGCAUUUGAAGGAGAACAAGAUGUGAUUUCAGGGUUCUCACGAGGAAGUCAUGUCACAGAGAUAGGGGACGGGGUGGGGCCUAUAGAUAUGAGGAGGAGGAAGGUAGGUGUGGCCAGGCAAACACAAGUAGAGGGAGAGCCACAAGAUGGAGAAGAAAAGACAGAGUUGGAAAGCCAAGGGUUAUUGAAGAUUGCUGAAACAGGAGGCAGUGCUUCAGGGGAAGUAGCACAGCUCAGACUGGAGGAGACCAGCGCCUCCCUAGCUGCUGCUCUGGAAGUAGUGGAAGAGAAGAUUAAAAAGGAGGACAGCUCUGCUGUGGACAAAAAGAGCACAGUCAGUAUCCUGGAUGACAUUGGAAGCAUGUUCGAUGAUCUUGCUGACCAGUUAGAGGCCAUGUUAGAUUAAAAAUCACAUGAUACAUCAGAAAUUCCAUGGGGAUUGGAAAGAAUUAAAGCUUCAAGUUUCUCAGCGAGGAUCAGUACAAACUACUUAACUGGAUGAUUAUGCCACCUCGGCAAGAACUAAAGUGUGGUUUGAAUGCAGUCAAUGGAACCUUAACAACAUAAAAAAAAUCGAAUUAAAGCAUGGAUAUCUAAAUUCGGAUGUCCUAAAGCCAGAGAUCUAAAUUUGAACGAAAAUCACUCAUAGUACUGGAACCCCCUUCAUUCUUCACCAGCCUUCCAUUUUAGAAUAGGUACUGCAGGUAUAUUUUGCUGGUAUAUAUCAAACCUGCAGAUACAGACUGCUACCAUGCUGCUUCCAAAAAUAAGCACAAUUUAAAGGGAGCCUGUAAGACAAACUUUCUAAAUGUAAUUUAAGAAGAUAAAUAUGUGUGAAUGUGUGUAUAUGUAUGUACCAAAUGUGGUUUGAGAGUUGAAUAUUGAUAUGAUAAAUAUUACUUUUGAUGGUUCUGCUAAAAGCACCGAAAAGCACAUCAUGUGUCCGUUUAUGAUGUUAAGAAGCUUAAAGAUGUUUUUAUUAUUUUUGGAACUGGAGUCUAAAUGUAAAAGGGGACUUUACAUUUUAUCUCAUGGUCUUCUGCUGACCAAGUUACUGAAAAACGUGUUAUUUUGGACUGAAUAAAUCUAGAGCAAACCCCAUUUACAGUAUGACCCUGAAAAUAUUCUCACCUUUUUGGACCCUUGAAAUAUAAUGAAGAAAAGCUUUGAACUUAAAGAGGUAUAUUGUAAUCUUUUUUUUAUGUUAUUACUGUUGUUGUUGUUGUUGUGUGUGUGUGUGUGUGUGUGUGAGAGAGAGAGAGAGAGAGAGAGAGAGAGAGAGAGAGAGAGAGAGAGAGAGAGAGAGAGGAUGUUUGACUGUGUAGUGUAGUUUUAAGAUGCUGGAAAGAUUAGUGUAUAUGACAUAUACAGUAGGUUAUAGUUAUCAUUGAUAGAGUAUUGGUAGAGUAUGGAAUGCUUCAGACACUUGCUCAUUACCAAACAAUGUGCUCUAAUAGUAAUUGUGUGUGUGUGUGUGUGUGUGUGUGUGUGUGUGUGUGUGUGUGUGUGUGUGUGUGUGUGUGUGUGUGUGUGUGUGUUCUGUUCUGGAGUCAGUAUGUUUGUUUUCUCUUACAAAAAUGUACCAUGUUAGUACCAUUACCGUUUUUAUGAACAUGGUACCGUGGUAAUAUCAUGGUUUUUAUAGCGUAGAGUACCAUGAAAAUUCCAUGGCAAUCAAACAGUACCAUGUUUUAUAUCAAAGAUAACCAUGGUACUACCACAAUACAUUUUGUAAGGGCUGAGUGUGUGUUGACCUAUUGGACAGUACAAUUAUUCAGGUAAUUGCAAACAAAAAAGACUACUUACAGAAGUUGCAUUUUCUGUAAGUGGCUAUAAUUUGAUCAUUUAAGAUUAUGUCAUAGCAAGAUCCAUGCAUCAUGUUAUUUAUUUAGCUUAAUAAGUGUUACUUUAAAACCAGCCAUCUGGAAUACAGCAGAAGAGAACAUUUCCAACAAUCAUGACAAUGUUGUCUUUGAUUCUGACCAUGCACAGUCAAUGGAAUACGUUUUGGAGUAUAAACUCUUUUACAAUGUAAAAAACAAUCAAAAAACUGUAAUAAUCCAGUUGUUAGUUUGUGUGAACCAUCAGCUGGCUAAUGUCUGACCCUGGUGAUAUCAUCAAAGACCUCUUCCAUGUAAAAUGCAUUGAGAAAUGUGGAAUUAAUAUAAAUAAAUUGUUAUG